AUGUCCUUGAGUGGCGACACAACCCAGUCUUCUCUGUUGGCGCCUGCUCUGCUAGUGCCCUUAAACAGCAGCGCCUCUCCUCACUCCCUCCCAUGGGCUCAUCCCAGUCACCCUGCACCACAGCUACAGGAGGAGUGGCCCAAGAAUGACACGCGCCUUCUGGCCAACCUCUCUCUCCUUGGCCCCCACGAUGACUGCCAUAUGUCCCCCAUCCUCACCACGUGCCUUGUGGUGUGGUACAGCGUCACUAUGGUGCUGGGGCUGGUGGGGAACAUUGGCCUCAUUUGCAUCAUUUCACGUUGUAGGGAAAAAGCCAAUGUCACCAGUAUUUUCAUCUGCAAUCUGUCAUUCUCUGACAUUCUGGUGUGCGUCUUCUGCCUCCCAUUCACAGUCAUAUACACGCUCAUGGACCACUGGGUGUUCGGGGCCCUCAUGUGUCGCCUAGUACCGUUUAUCCAAUGUGUGUCUGUGACUGUGUCUGUCUUGUCAUUGGUGUUUAUUGCUUUAGAAAGACAUCAGCUCAUCAUUAACCCAUCUGGAUGGAAGCCCAGUAUUCCACAGGCCUACACAGCAGUACUUCUCAUCUGGAUUGUGGCCUGCUGUACAUCUGCACCAUUUUUGGCCUUUCAACUACUCAGCAAUGAACCAUACACUACUUUCCGCCACCUCUUUUCCCAUGGCCCACAAUCUCCACAUAUGGAAGCCUGCAUGGAGCAUUGGCCAUCACCUAAACAGAGGCUGGCUUAUACCACGUGGCUAUUGGUGUUUCAGUACUGUGGCCCUCUUUUGUUGGUGCUGCUCUGUUAUGUUCGUGUUUUUGUGCGACUGAGACAUCGUAAAGACAUGCUGGACCGAGUGAGGACCCCUGAGAGUCAGAGGGUCACCCAUAGUCGCAGAAUCAACAUCAUGCUGGUUGCACUCAUCACAGCCUUUGCUCUGUGCUGGCUGCCACUCACCAUCUUCAAUGUGCUGUCAGACUGGAAACAGGAGGCUCUGCCUGUGUGUCAUCACAACCUGUUGUUCUCUCUAUGCCAUCUGCUGGCCAUGUCCUCCACCUGCAUCAACCCCAUCAUUUAUGGCUUCCUCAACUCCAACUUUAGGCAGGAGGUGAGAGAAGUGAUCCUGCACUGCCGCUGGAGGCCUGCAGAGGAGUCAGAGCAUUAUCCAAUGUCAACAGUGCAAAUGGAAAUGUCCCGCACGUCUGUGCCUCAGAACUGCAGGAGCAACUCAAUAUAA
Molecule: messenger RNA, 1236 nt
Organism: Boleophthalmus pectinirostris (great blue-spotted mudskipper)
Lineage: Eukaryota; Metazoa; Chordata; Actinopteri; Gobiiformes; Gobiidae
Product: neuropeptide Y receptor type 4-2-like
Exons: 2
Coding region: 1-1236 (411 amino acids)
Biological process (GO): G protein-coupled receptor signaling pathway
Cellular component (GO): neuron projection; plasma membrane
Molecular function (GO): neuropeptide Y receptor activity; neuropeptide binding
Source: RefSeq, a predicted model, not a curated record